Aethina tumida (small hive beetle) is the source of this 2173-nucleotide messenger RNA. RefSeq lists its product as uncharacterized. Lineage: Eukaryota; Metazoa; Arthropoda; Insecta; Coleoptera; Nitidulidae. Bases 302 to 1933 code for a protein of 543 amino acids. Gene Ontology annotation, biological process: protein modification by small protein removal. Gene Ontology annotation, molecular function: peptidase activity. The record is from RefSeq and is a predicted model, not a curated record. The transcript is spliced from 11 exons.
GCAUUUAGAAUGUGACUUAAAACCCCACUUCUCAACUCGAUUAUGUCCAUUCUAAGCGAGAUGAAUUUUAAAUAAUUGUGGCGUUUAUCCAAAUGUGCAAUACGAAACAUUCCGCGUGUCCAGAAUCCUCUAGAACGAACCUGUGAAUCAUUGUGUUCGGUGUUUUAUUCUGUCUAUGGUCACAUUACAUUGCGUGUUUCCCUGUGUAAAUUUGACAGUCGCCUGACAGGUCGUGUGAUAAUUAAAUUUCUUCGGUUCGAACAAUUAAAAUUAGAAUUACUUGUGUAAAAUUGUAUUGAAAAUGUCGCACACAGUCGAAUUGUACAUCUACGACUUGUCCAGAGGAUUUGCGUCGUCAAUGUCGCAAAUGUUAAUCGGUAAACAAAUCGACGGAAUUUGGCACACCUCUGUCGUAGUUUAUAAUCGGGAAUACUUCUUCGGAUCAAGCGGAAUCGAAAGCUGCAACCCUGCCGGCACCGCGCUAGGGAAACCCCUUAAAAUCAAAAAGUUAGGUGAAACUCAAGUACCAUACAGUGUUUUCAUUGAAUACCUUAACGGUUUAUCCACUUCCACCUAUUUAGCUUCCACAUACAGUUUAUUUACUCACAACUGCAACAACUUUAGCGAGGAAAUAGCGCAAUUUUUGUGCGGCUCAAGUAUACCGAAAUACAUCCUAGAUCUGCCCAACGAGGUGCUGCAAAGCAGCCUGCUAAACGUGAUACCCGCGUUGGUAGCGCAGCUGGAGAAGAGCGCGCGUCCGAUUGCCGAAGAACGGAACAGAUCGUCCAAGGAGCCGAGUCCCGAUUUCGAUCAACUCAACACCCAAAUCGAAGAAGCAAGGUACAACUCGUUCCUGUUGGAGCAGCGGCGCAAAACCCUCAAGGAGAAACUAGCGAAAAAAGAGCGCAAACGCGAAAAAAAGCGCAAGAAACUUCUCAAGGAAGGAGGCGCCCCAUCCAUCGAACUAGACGAACCAACAAUGGAAACAGAAACGGUGAACGGGUCGGAAAAUUUGCCCUCCGAACAGGCAUUGGCUAUGGAAGAGGAGGAGCGUAGAGAAGAGGAGGAGAAAAAAAAGUCCAGAGAGCCCCCGAUCGUUUACAAGGAUCUAAUUGAUGUGAAGGCGGAGUUUGAUUCGCUGGUGGCAUUGAUCGACGGAAAAUUGUCCGAAGACGAGCAGAGGUCAACUGAAGAACUACAACAGUACAUGAUCGGUGGCGAAGGCAGUUGGGCUUUAAGCGACGGUUUUCUGGAUUACCUCAAUCGGUUGUUAAACGACAAACAAUUACCGGUGGAAGUUAGGGUGAAAGUGAUUAAUAUUUUAGCAGUUGCCGCACUAAAGGAUGACAUCAUUCUAGUCUUACAUGGUGACAGGAAAGAUCACGUCAUUAUGAACUAUUCCUUCGACAUCGACAGGCACAGUCCCGAGGAACAAAUAGCCAUUUCACUUUUUUUUGCCAACAUGUUCGAAAAUCUGAGCUCAUCGGAAUGGUUAAUGUACAUUUCUGAGUGGACGUACAACAACCAGCAAACCAGUAAUAUUAGGGUGACAACGAAAGUAGCCGUGCACUGUUUGCUAUCCGAUUCGCCGGUACUGCAGGAUCGCGGUGCCGCCAUCAUCCACAAUUUGGCCUGCAAGGAGAAAAUGUUCAAAAAUUUUCGCAUUCGCCAGUUAUUACCCAAAGGCAGCUUAUCAAAGGUCUUUGACGACGUGGCAGUUGAAUUGACUAUGUCACUUUUGGAGUACUUCAAGUCAAACCCGAACGAGGAACAAUUGUAUAGAUGCUUAAAGGCACUGUCCAAGUUCGUUCAAAUCUCAGGUCAAGAGGUGCCACAACUGAUCCAAAUGAUCGGACCGGACCCGAGAAGUUUUAAAGGUCAAAGCGAAAGAGUGGACGCUCUUGUCGAACAAAUCAGUACAAAAUUACGUUAGUUGUCUUUUAAGGAUAAGAUUAUUUAUUAAAACUCUUUUUUUGUUAUUUAAUUUUUAUUAUGUAUUUACAAAUUUUAUAUAUUUGAAGGUUUGUUGUUCAUGUUCAUGCAUUUUAACCGGACGUUUUUUUAUAAAAUUUUAUUAACUUGGUUCCUGUUUUAGGACUUAAUAUUGUAGAUUUUUUUACAUUUGUACAGGAAUUUUUACCAUGGCAUAAUAAAGAGUUAUUGUUUUAUAAAA